CUCUCUCCUCUCUCUCUCUCUCUCUCUCUCUAGAACAGAACCCAAUAAUGGCGUUGUCGAUCGCAAGUUCGUUAUCUCGGCCCUCUCUCUUCUGAUUCAUCCCCAAAACCACCAAAUUCACCUCACCUUCAAUCCUUACCUUUCUCACCACCAUCAACCCAAAGUACCCGACUCGCUCUCGUUUUGUAUCGUCAUCAUCAGCAAUGGCUUCAGAAUCCAAAGAAUCUCCCUCCAACAAUCCAGGCCUUCACACUACUCCCGAUGAAGCCACUAAAAGUUACUUCAUGCAACAAACUAUGUUUCGGAUUAAGGACCCAAAAGUCAGUCUUGAUUUCUAUUCUCGCGUAUUGGGCAUGUCGUUACUUAAGAGGUUGGAUUUUUCAGAAAUGAAAGUUAGCUUGUAUUUUAUGGGAUAUGAGGACCUAACAUCAGCUCCCAGAAAUGCAGUUGAUCGUACGGUUUGGACAGCCAGUCAGAAGGCUACAAUUGAGCUCACACAUAAUUGGGGUACUGAGAGUGAUCCUGAUUUCAAAGGCUACCAUAAUGGGAACUCAGAACCUUGUGGCUUUGGACACAUAGGCAUUACUGUCGAUGACACAUACAAGGCUUGCGGGAGAUUUGAACAUCUAGGGGUGGAGUUUGUGAAGAAGCCUGAUGAUGGGAAAAUAAAGGGGAUAGCAUUCAUUAAGGAUCCUGAUGGCUAUUGGAUUGAGAUUUUCGAUCUUAAAACAAUUGGAAGUAUGACUUCUGGCGCUGCCUGAUAUAGUGCUGAAUGUAUUUCACGCAAGCAUGGCAGGUUUUUUUUUUCUUUGAUUAGCAAUUGGUAAAUAUUUGAGAAGAAUAUUGGCAAAUCAAUCAACACAACACUAGUGAUAAGAAAUGGUUGAUGGCAUGUAAUGGCCCAUAACUGUACUACUGGGCGAACUUGAUUUAAUUUAAUAGCAAGAGCUGAUCUUUUGAAUUUCUA
This is a messenger RNA of Camellia sinensis, 967 nucleotides long. Its product is annotated as lactoylglutathione lyase. Lineage: Eukaryota; Viridiplantae; Streptophyta; Magnoliopsida; Ericales; Theaceae. The record is from RefSeq and is a predicted model, not a curated record. Gene Ontology annotation, molecular function: lactoylglutathione lyase activity; metal ion binding.